This is a messenger RNA of Salvia miltiorrhiza (redroot sage), 2787 nucleotides long. RefSeq lists its product as uncharacterized. The record is from RefSeq and is a predicted model, not a curated record. NCBI's taxonomy places the organism in Eukaryota, Viridiplantae, Streptophyta, Magnoliopsida, Lamiales, Lamiaceae. The transcript has a single exon. Gene Ontology annotation, molecular function: zinc ion binding; nucleic acid binding. Bases 1 to 2787 code for a protein of 928 amino acids. Gene Ontology annotation, biological process: DNA integration.
AUGGCAACACAAAGAGAAGGUGGUUCAGUCUCUAGACCACCUUUACUGGAUGGGAGCAACUACAUCUAUUGGAAGGUGCGCAUGACAUCUUUUAUUCGUGCGGUUGAUGAGAAUGCCUGGACCGCUGUGGAAGAAGGGUGGACUGCUCCUUGUGAUGCGGAAGGAAAACCUACACCCAGAAAUAAAUGGACGCUCACUGAAUUGGCCGCCUCAAAUGCCAAUCAGAAAGCUUUGAACUCUAUUCAAAAUGCUGUCACUAUGGAGGUGUUUGCCCUUAUAUCCAUGUGUGCCAACGCAAAAGAGGCGUGGGAUGUUCUGAUGAGUACUUAUGAGGGGAAUUCUAAAGUUAAAAAACAGCGUCUCCAACAACUUGCUACGAAGUUUGAAGAACUGAGGAUGGAUGAGAAUGAGGAUAUUAGCACCUUUCAUGGCAAACUCCUUGCUCUUGCUAAUGAAAGUUUCUCUCUUGGAGAAAGAAUUCCUGAGGAAAAGCUUGUGCGAAAGGUGAUGCGUGCUCUACCUGAAAGAUUUGACUACAAAAUCACUGCCAUAGAUGAAGCAAGAGACGUCAGUUAUAUGAAGCUUGAAGAACUCAUAGGUUCUUUAAGAACGUUCGAAAUGAAUCUUCGGCCAGAGAGAAUUGAGAAGAAGAAGAGUAUUGCGUUUGUCGCUGAUUCCGGAAACAGCAAGAAGGUCUCUACCAAAUAUGAUUCUGAUGAUUUAGUUGAAUCGUUAGCUCUAUUUACCAAGAAUUUUGGUAAAGCUUUCAACAAGUUCAAGAAGAGAAAUGAUGGCAGCAAAGGUUUUCAGAAUGCUAAGGACUUUCAAUCGUCUCAAGGCAAGAAGAAUCAAGGGUCUGCUUCAAGAUCUGAAAUUCAAUGCCAUGAAUGUCAUGGCUAUGGACACAUUCAAGCCGAAUGUGCAAACACUUUGAAGAAGCAGAAAAAGCAAAACAAAUCCUACAAUGUCUCAUUAAGUGAUGAUGAAACGGAUGACAGUGGGAGCGAGUCAGAGGAUGAACCGGUUGCACUUAUAAGCUUUAUUGAUCUUACGAAAGGGGAGGAGGUUGAUAAUGAUCCCCUGAAACUUGGGAUAGAUUCAGACAUUCAAGAGAAAAAUGUCGCAUAUGCUGCUACAAUGGGGGAAGUCUCUGCCAACGUCCCUUCAGAUGUUGUUAUUGUAGAAGAGGCUGAAAGUGAUAAUGAGGAUAUUGAUGAAAGCUUCUUGACAGAGAAUUAUGAACUGAUGUACAAGAAGUGUGUGGCUGUGCUUGAGUUGAAUAAAUCCCUUUCCACUCAACUUAGCAAUGUCUCGAAGGAACGUGAUGAGCUUGUGGAUCUCUGUGAAAAACAAAAGGUUGAACUGGUGACUCUCCGACAGACUAUGAAAUCUAAGAUUGGUGAACUGGAGCAUCAUAAAAAACGUGUUAAAAUGAUGAAUACCGGGACUGAAAAGUUGGACGAAAUUCUAGAAAAUGGUCACAGCUCUGGAAAUAAAGCUGGAUUAGGCUUUCAAAGCAAAGAUUGGGUGCCUAAAGACAAUGGAGGAAAAGCUAAAGCCACGCCCCCCAAAGAAGUUGAUCAGCAGUCUAAACCACCUGUGCAUCGACCAGCAGCCCAUAAAAAUGGUCCUCCGAAGAAGAACUACAAUAGAAUUUUUGUUCCAACGUGUCACUACUGCGGAAUGAGAGGUCAUAUCAGACCUAGAUGUCGAUUUCUUCUACGCGACAUCCAAAAUAUGAGAAAUUCCCAAAAUUAUCGGCCAAGGAUGAACAGAGGAUAUGUUGUUCACAACUCUCUUUGGUCUGGCUUUCAUAAGUCAUGGUAUUUGGAUAGUGGUUGCUCCAAACAUAUGACGGGAGAAGAGAAGUAUCUGGAAGAUAUUCAUAUAAUCUCUGAAGAAAGAGUAACUUUUGGUGAUGGUGUCCAGGCAAAAGUCGUAGGAACAAGCACGCUAAAUGUUCCAGGUAUGCCUAAACUAAAAAAUGUCAUGUUAGUUGAAGGUUUGAAGGCAAAUCUGAUCAGUAUCAGUCAGCUCUGCGAUGAACAAAUGACGGUCGUUUUCGACAAAGAUAAGUGCAUUGUUAAAAAUGGAGAAAAUGAGUAUAUCUCGGGCAAGCGAUCAAGUGAUAAUUGCUACAUUGUAUCUCCUGAAAAUUCAUGUUUUCAGGUUCUUGGAGAUGAUACUGAUACGUGGCAUCAAAAGCUUGGACAUACCAGCCUGAGAAACAUGAAAAAACUCGUGAAGACAGAUGCCAUCAGAGGUCUUCCCAAGCUGGUGAUUAAUACUAAGGGUGUUUGCGGUGCUUGUCAGAUCGGGAAGCAAACUCAUUCAAGUCACAAGAGAGUUUCCAAAAUCACAACUACUCGCAUUCUUGAACUGAUACAUAUGGAUCUCAUGGGGCCAAUGCAGGUUGAAAGCAUUGGGAGAAAGAAAUAUGUGCUAGUCUGUGUCGAUGACUUCUCUCGGUUUACUUGGGUGCUCUUUCUAAAAGAUAAAUCAGAAGCCUUCGAAAAGUUCAAGACUUUAUGUCUCAAGCUUGAAAAGGAUAAAGAAGUAUAUGUGAAACGUAUCAAAAGUGAUCACGGAAGAGAAUUUGAAAAUUCUGAGUUUGACAAAUUUCGUGAAGAAAAAGGAAUCACUCACGAAUAUUCUGCUCCGAAAACUCCUCAUCAAAAUGGAGUCGUGGAACGGAAGAAUCGUACUCUUCAGGACAUGGUUCGAACUAUGAUGAAAGCCAAAAACAUAGCAACAAAUUUCUGGGCUGAAGCUAUGAAUACGGCUUGA